Anopheles nili is the source of this 1928-nucleotide messenger RNA. It is a transcript of the gene Smyd4-4, whose product is annotated as SET and MYND domain-containing protein 4. Gene Ontology annotation, molecular function: protein binding. Bases 1 to 1779 code for a protein of 592 amino acids. The transcript has 3 exons. NCBI's taxonomy places the organism in Eukaryota, Metazoa, Arthropoda, Insecta, Diptera, Culicidae. The record is from RefSeq and is a predicted model, not a curated record.
AUGAGUAAUCAACUCGAAGAAAAAUUCGGUGCAUGGGAACUGUUUGAGGAAUUAUGGGAAGAAUCAAUGAAGGACGACGCGAUUGUGGCCGUCUCACAAGCAAUCAGAUAUAAAUUAUUAAAUGAACCCUGUAAAGACAGACUAAAUCUUCGCCAGGAUGUAAAAGACAAUGCAAAAGCCCGCGAUCUAAGGACCAAGGGCAAUGAGUUGUUCCAUCCAAAAGUGAAAAGAUACAUAGAAGCGACAAAAUACUACAAUGAAAGCAUUUCGUUCUCUACCAAAGGAUCAGAAGAACGAGGAAUGGCGUACUCUAAUCGUUCCAUGAUCUGUUACGCGCUACGACAAUACGAUGAUUGCUUGAAGAAUAUAGCCCUAGCUCGCGAAUCAAACUAUCCGGAGCGGCUAGCGGUCAAAUUGGCCCAGCGUGAAGCUGAUGCCAAAAGAGCUCUACAAGUAGAAAACAACAAUAACCAGGAUUCUACCGAUGGCCAAUCCGAUACCAACUGCAUCACAGAGCCAAAAGAAUUGAAGUUGAGCUACGAUUCCCUUGAAACAUUACCUCAGGUAGCAAAUUGUUUGGAACUACGCGAGAGCAAAGACUUUGGUCGAUUUGUGGCCACCAACAAAAGUUUGAAAGUCGGCGAUGUGGUGAUAAUAGAAAAACCAUUUUGCAACCUUCUGCUCGACACAUAUCGAUGCAUACGGUGUGAUUUUUGUCACCGAGAAAGCAUGUUCACUUUGAUUCCUUGCGAAAAUUGCACCGUGGCCAUGUAUUGUUCAGAAGAGUGCAUGGAAAAAGCGCAUGCACAGUACCAUCGGUACGAAUGUCCAAUUAUACGGGAUUUGUGGCGAAUUUUUACGAAAAUUCCCGUUCUGGCAGUACGAACCGUCAUUUCAGCGAUUGCUGCUUUUGGACAUAAUUUAUCUGCUAUGAAAGACUACCUUGAAGAGUUAAAUGAAUCACAGGUGAAUGCAUUUACUAUGGACUGGAGGACGGCAACGCCUCAAGAUAUAUACAGUACAGUGCACGUGCUGGAGUCAAACCAUGCCGUCCGUGACGGGAAGGAUCGAGAACAUCGAAGGUUCUUUGCAUAUAUUGCAUUGUCAAUGCUGAUGGAUCGAACUGAACUAGGGCCGGUAUGUGAUGAAAACCCAGAGAUACAAGAAAUGUUGUUUGACCUGCUUGAGCGUCAUAUGCAAACUUGUCCUGUCAACAUGCAUUCACUGUACUACAUGGAUUACCAUCCAAAGCGGAAGGAAUACGACAUGGAAAAGUAUGCAUCAGGUUGCUUUCCAUUACUGAGUAUGCUGAACCAUUCUUGCGCGCCUAAUAUGACACGGCUCACAUUGCCCGAUGGGCGUUGUGCAGUCAUAAUCUCCAGACCAAUUCCAGAAGGAGGCCAGCUUUAUGAUAACUAUGGAAUGCACCACUGUUUGAUGGCCCGCACUGAAAGAAGAAGUGAUUUGAUGAAACAGUACAAAUUUCCUUGUAAAUGUGAAGCAUGUGAGAACAACUAUCCCAUGUUAUUUAAUCUUCCGAGGGUCGAUUUUUAUGAGCAUGGUAUGAUAGAUGUACACAGCAUUCAUGCUGAACUAGUUAUGCAUCAACCAAAAAAAGCAGAAGAACUUCUCCCAAAACUGCUAGGCUAUCUGAACAAGAUAACGCAAUACCCGUAUUUUGAAGUGUGUUGCUGCCAGGAGUUGCUGCUGCGAUGCUUAGAAAUUUUGCACAUGUAUACGUCGAAGAGCACACGAUAUUUGCGUUAUUGUAAACCGUAAUACAUGUGAAUGCCUUGUAGUUUUAUGUAAGAGAUAAGUAAUCUCACGUUAUGAAAUUGUUUUCUUAUCUCAGUUAUCUACUUAACUCAAUUUUUACUAUAUAUUCCACAUUAUAACAUCUCUGUAGUUAAGUUUUAAAUGUUAUUAAA